AAAGCAGCCGAUUGACAUUGAUCCCCAGCCAAUGGGAGAGCUCGAUUGCCUUUGGCGCCGCAGCCAAUCGGGUUACGAGGCCGGCGGUGGGGUGGGACGAGAGGUUCCGGGUCAGGGGGCGGGCCAGGGAGCCACGUGCGGCGGCGGUGACCCCGGUGCGGGAGGAUGAGUUCCCAGAGGGGGAACGUGGCCCGCUCACGGCCCCAAAGACACCAGAACUCGCGAGUUUUCAAAAAUGACAAGUAUGACAAAAGCGCCCAGCGCAAGAAAAUCAAUGCAAAGCUUCAUGAUGGAGUGUGUCAGCGCUGUAAGGAAGUCUUGGAGUGGCGUGUAAAAUUCAGCAAAUACAAACCACUAUCAAAACCGAAGAAAUGUGUGAAGUGCCUCCAAAAGACUGUAAAGGAUUCUUACCAUAUUAUUUGUAGAUCUUGUGCUUGUGAAUUAGAAGUCUGUGCUAAAUGUGGAAAGAAAGAAGAAAUAGUUCUGAUCAGUAAAGGACCAGAGAAGAUGGAGAAUGAGACUACUGGAAAUUGCCAAAGAAAGAUCAGUAGAAGAGAGGAGUCAGAGGAAAGUGAUGAACUGGAUUUUGACAUUGACUUAGAUGGCAUGGACGAGAAGAAUCCUGACAUGCUUGAGGAACAUUUUAAAAAUAUGAAGUUUGAAAGGACAGAAGUCUGAAACUGUUCCUGUAGAAUCUUUAUAUGAAGGGCUAAAGUUCUAGUCUGGAAACUGUACAACUGAAGAAAAAAGUCAAAGUGAUACCUACCUAGUAUUUCCGCUAUGACAGUUAAGUCUGACAUUUGAGUGCUUAACACACUGCUAAAAUAAAUGGAACAUUUAUAUUU
Molecule: messenger RNA, 845 nt
Organism: Mauremys mutica (yellowpond turtle)
Lineage: Eukaryota; Metazoa; Chordata; Testudines; Geoemydidae
Gene: C6H9orf85
Product: chromosome 6 C9orf85 homolog
Exons: 4
Coding region: 166-678 (170 amino acids)
Source: RefSeq, a predicted model, not a curated record